AUACACAUUAUUAUAUUUCAAUUUUCGCGCAUGAAAUAAAUAAAAAAUCAUAUUGUUCCAGCCAAUCAGAAAGAUGCUAAAAUCUAAUGGCAAGAUGAAUCAAGUGCGCAUUUAAAUGCGCAUGUCAUCAGUCUGCAAUUGAAAAUUGUGAUGAUCGGUCACGUUUUAUCGAUAGAAAUUAUGUAAAAUUAUGUAAAAUUUUUAUUUUGUAUUGUAUAAAGUAUUGUAUUAUAGUUAUUAAAUUUAAUUAUAGAUUAUUAAAUUUUGUUUAAACAAUUGUUCAUUCAAUCAUUAUACGAGAAGUGAAUAAUCUGUAACACAUUGGCGUUUGAUUGGAAUUUGGAAGAUGGAAUAUCUUUGAAAUUAUGUUAUAAAUAUAACUGAUUGCUGAGAUUAUUUUAAACAGGAAAAAGGAUUUUCGAUAUGAACGGCAUGUUAACAGUGUUUAUAUUUUAGGAGAAGAAGGAAAGAUAAAAUUAUCUGUAUUAAGGAAAUAGAAAUAUGUAAGUAUUUUUAUAAUUUUUUUUUUUACUGAAUAAUUAAUUGUGUAAUAUGCAUAUAUAGUUUUUAUGUAAUUCAUAAUAUUGAUUAUUGAAAAUAUAUAAGUUCAAAAAAGAUAGUAGAAAAGAUUUGCUAUUAUUAAAAUUUCUAUUUAAGAUUUCUAAGAUUUCUUAGAAUUUUUGAAUUUUAAAUUUUUUAUAUUUGGAAAAAAUUCUCGGAAUAUAAUACUUCUAAUAUUAUUAAUUCAAAUGAAUGAACAUUCACAAUAUAAUUUUUUUAAAAAUAAUAUCUUUUUUAACAAAUGCUCGGUUAGAAAAAGAGGAAAAAAAUAUGAAAACAAUAUAUAUUGUUUUUAUUUUUACAUUCAUUUUGUUCCACUAAUACAAUUAAUACUUUUAUUUUAUUAUGGCUACACACAAUAUCCGCUUCUUUACGAUAUUUUCCAUUUUUUUAGAACAUACUAACUUUAAUAAUAUUUAAUGAUAAUAAUAAUCGCGAAAUCAGAAUCAAUGCUUGUUCAUCGAUUGAAAAAGGUAAAUGGAUACGUUAAUAGUUUCUUAUUUUUAUUUUUUUAUUUUAAAUAUUCGCUUUCAAUAUAGGAUAGAGUAAAUGUUUUACUCAAGAAAAUAAAGCAAUCAUUGAUCACGCGAAAAAGUAAUUAUUAUUUUUUUUAUUUUAUAAAUUUUUAUUCUGCAAUUGAAAAAUUUGAAUUUUUAAAUUUUUAAAUUUUUAAAUUUCAAUUUUUAUUCGAUAAUUUCAAAACUUUGAAUUUUUAUUAUUAUUAUAUUUUACCUUCUUAAAAAAUUUCAAUUUUCUUUAUCGUCAUAUUUGUAAUAAAUUAUAAUGUAUUCAUUUUUUCUUAAAUUAUAUUACAUUAUAUCCCAGUACGAAAUUCUAUACGAAUAAUUACUUCACGAUAACAAUGUAGAUUCUUUGCAUCUAAUAGUAAAUUGCAUACAUUUUGGUUCCUCUGCUCGCUCAAUCAUAUUUUAGAACAAAAAUUCCAAAUCGACACGGAUUGAUUGGUUGAUUAUUACAUUCAUUAAUAGUAACAUUUUCUUUUUUUUUUUUUUGUUUAUUAGCUCAGGCUAAGUUUUCUUAUAUAUUGUUAUAUAUAUAUUUUUAUAUAUUUACUUUAUAAAUAUUUAUGUAUAAAUAUUUGUAUUUGAAUUGCAGACAAAAUAUUUGAAUAAAUAAUAAAUAAUGCUUUUUUUUUACUUCCAUUUAUAUUAACUUAAUAAUUUUAAAACGAUUUAGUUGCUUGGUUAUCCAGAUAAAAAAAGUUAAUAGUUUUAUUUCUCUCUUGAGUUUGAAAAUAUUACAUACAAAAAGAACAUUUCAUGACAGAUAGAUUUUGAAAUCAAAGCUACAAAUUUUGAAUAUUUGUUUUGUAUUUUCGAAAAUUUGUUUUGAUAGAGGAAUCACAAGAGAAUAUUUUCAUUAUAUUUCAUAAUAUUUAAUUUUGAGUCAACUCAUUGAAUUUCAUUUUAAUAAUUUUUUUUAAUAUAUAUAUUCUUUUCUAAUUAGUGAUUCUUUUUUUCUUUUUUUUUUAUAGAAUAUUAAAAUUUCAAUAAUUUAUUACAUCGAUGAAAAAUAAAGAAGAAUCGUUAAAAUUUAAGAUAGAAUGAAAUUGUAUAAAAUCAAAGUUCGUUAACCGAUACAAUUAGAUACAAAAUAUUAAUAAUAAUCUUUUUCUCUAACUCAGAAUUUUCAGAUUUAAUCUCUUCUAUGUCCAUUGCCAAUACUUUCAUGCACUCAGGUGCUGUUUGAGUGAGAGAAAGACAAAUGUGAAUAUGAUAAUUUUAAUUUAUAAAUUAAUAAUAAAAAUUUUUCAAUUAUUGUUGCAUCAAUAUAUAUAUCGAUAUGCAGGAUGUAUUUUUUAUUACAUUUUUAUUAUUUUGUUUAUAUUGUAUAUGUAUUAAGUGUAUAUAUGAAAUUACGUUGUUUGUUAUUUUUAUUAUUUUUUUUAUUGUUAUUAAUUCAAUAUUAAUGCAAUUUACAAUCAUGAUAUUACAUUUGAAAUUCAUUAUUGCGGAUAUAAAGAUAAAUAGUAGCAUUAUUAAUUUUUAAGUUCAAAUUACAAUAAUGAUAAAAAUUUAAUUUAUUUUGCGAUAUUAUUUUUUUUAGAAAACAUUCGUAUUAAUUAGAUCAGAAAUAUUUAUAAUGAAAAAAAUUUAACCAUUUUUACCGUCUAAUGAGUCUAGUCUAGUCAUCAUCGUCAAUUGAUUUCAAGAAAAUGAUACGUAAAAUUAAAAUGAAUGAGAAUAAUGUGACGAGUUCGAAUGUUGGAAGUAUUUUCCUAGUUUUUUAAAUAUAAAACUAGGAAAUAAAAUUUGAAAAAUCGGGAAUAAAGCUGAGACAAUAUGCCAGAUCGAUUUUUUCGAUCUUUGCUUUCGAUCAAUUCUUCGAAACGAAGUUUGAGCCUGAGAUUAUACACAUAUUUCCGCGUUGAUUUUUUUUAAAAUUUUUUUUGUAUUACACUGUAGUUGCUUGUAUUACACAACUACAACAAAUAUUUGAAUGUUUUGCAAAAGAAGAAUUUAUUUGAGAAUAAAGGAGGAUGGAUGAGAUGUCGACGAUCAGAGUAAAGUCUUUAUUUUGUAGCAACUUUAUAAACGAUAACCUUCAAUGGAAGACAAUGGAAAAUUAUUAUUAUUUAAUAUUCAAUACAUAAUAAUAUCAGUAUAUAGUCAGUAUCAGUGGUACAAUUAUAUAUUUAUAAGAAAUAAGAUAAAUUAAUUGAUUGCGAAUGCGAUUAUAUUUUUCAACGUGUAACAUAAAGAUCCCAUAAGAUGUCACGCCUAUUUUGUUUCUCGUCCGUGGUGGUAGAAUGUUGGAUAUUUGGUAAAGUGGAUCACUUGGUUCCGAUCAGUAAAGAACGAAGACGACGGGUGUGUGUUGAGGGGAAUCGCGUGGGAGGAUGAGUUUUGGCAUGUCGGUGCAAUGGGUGUUCUCUGGCGAGCCCAAGUGUUGGGCUGUCGUGAGUCGGGAGCAAUGAGGCGGGUAGUCAGUGCGUCGUCAGACUUCGCGUCGUCGUGAUGUUAUUUUGUUUUUUGUCUUUCUGAUUUUCUUCUUCGGGGGUUCAUUCAGAGAUUUUCUUCGUCGGGGGAAUAUAUUAAGGGGAAUAUAUCGUGUUGUGAUUUUCUAUAUGUAAUUUAUAACAGAGAAUGAUCGCCAUGUAUUAUUCUUUAAAUUAAUUAGAAAUUUAAUAAUUUAAUAUGAUUAUCGUUAAUUUAUCGUUUAGAUCGACUUCUGUGAUCGUUUCACGCGUAUAUAGUAUUAUCGUACACAAAACGUAAACGAAAUUAAAAGAAUAAAAUAUCGGGAAUAAAAAAAGUAUUUUAAUAAAUUUUCCUCAUUUUCCUUCAUUAUAUUGAUUUAUUUAUUUUGCGCUAAUUUUUUAUAAUUUUUCUCAAGAAUUUUCAAAUCCAAGUGUAAUUAUCUUUUCUCUAGUGUGAUUUAAAUAUUUAUCAAUGGCUUCUAUCAAAUUUUUUUCAUAUAUGAAGAUAUUUUAAUCGAUUGUGCCUUGGCAUCAUGUGCCAUUUGAAAAUACAAUUUUAUAACAAUGAAAAUGAGAGAUAAAAGGAAAAUUGAAAUCGAACGAUUUGUGAAUCGUGAAAUUAGAAAGGUGAAUAUCGAAUAGUGUCGAAUUUAGUAUCGGUUGAAGCGAAUAAGUUGUUUCAGUUGGUGCGUAUAACAAUGACGGGUGUUGAGAUAGUUAUUCCAAGUGGUGGUAAAACGAGGGUAGCCGGGCCAGAAGUACGGGAGAGAUGAAAAAUUGUCGGGUCGCGCAUUUGCCAGCCCAGCCUCAUACGAGACGCGAAUGUCUCGUCUGGGCUAGGAGAUUAUACGCGAGUUUUCAACCGUUUAAAAACGUUAACCAAAGAGAAAAUGGAACACAAGCAAACAAUCUUGCUUGCACCAGCAUUGAGCAACAGCAGUUGUUGGCGGAGAGACACGUCCGAAGCCACUUGGACUGGACCAGGCCCUGGAGAAUUGUUACGCGCUACUCUAAUUCUCGUGCUCAGCCUCGGUAUUCUUUGUGCCAAUUUGUUGGUAAUAUGCGUCAUAAAUAGCAGACGAUACAGCAAAUAUAUCCAUGCACAGCCAAAGUACUUACUGACAAGUUUAGCGAGCAACGAUCUUGCUAUUGGUCUUCUGGUUACACCAUUCGGCUUUCUACCAGCUGUUUAUGGAUGUUGGCCUUACGGUGAAAUUGUAUGCCAAAUACAGGCGCUUCUUAGAGGAGCUUUGACCCAACAAAGUGCCGUUAUCCUUGUUUGUAUGGCGAUUGAUCGUUACGUUUGUAUGCUGCAUCCACAUCAUUAUCAUAAACACGCAUCUAAAAAGUAUUACAUGCGGCAGGGUUGCGUGGCAGUGAUGUCGACUACUUGGAUAGCGAGCGUGGCAAUUUUCGGUGCUCUCGUGCUUCCAAGAGGUGGUUAUUAUUUCAACGAUUCCGGUCUUCUCGCCUGUGAUCCUUUUUUCGCCAGGGCUUCCCUCAGAAUUCUCGCGUGUUGUUGUUUUUAUUUUCCUACGACGAUGGUGCUGAUGUAUUGCUACGGUUCAGCCUUUCACGUUAACAAACUGCGCUUAAAAAGGGUGGUUUGCGUUAACACACCGGAGGUCGUUAGCGGAGGCCAUAUGGAGAGGCUUGUAGCUCACGAGAGACGAUUGUCAACUUCUGCUUCUCGAACAAUGGCUGCGAUGAGUUUAGGAUUCAUUGUUAUGGUCACGCCAUGGACGAUUCAGGAAGUCGUUGCAGCUUGUACCGGAAGCAAACCACCACCGUUCCUCGACUUCCUCGCCACGUGGCUUGCGCUUUCCAACAGCUUUUGGAAUCCGUUCCUCUAUUGGCUGCUCAACAAUCACUUUCGUCGUAUUUCGAGAGAACUUCUUUACACUAAAGUACUUUGUAGACCGAAACCUUUGGGACCGAAACAGCAUUGUUGUGCGACCAGCACAGGUGGUCUUGAUGUUUGUAACAUGGCAGGAGUCGAUUUAUCAGGUUUAGAGCGUUGCUCAAUAGACCGUUUUUCAAUGGCUCGAUGUUCCUCUUCUUCGUUAGCCAAUACACCACCACCACUUCCUUGGGAAACCGGACAUGUCCUACAUAACGAUGCUACGCCAACGUGAGUUAGAGAUGCCGUCACGCAAACGGAGGACAUUGAAUCUCCAACGCAUGCUAGUUAGUAUAGCGUGGCGGCAGAACACCAUUCCAUGACUUGCAAUCUUGGAACAGAGCGAUCAUCGCAUCCUCGAUCUUUUUCAAAUAAUUCGUCUUUGUCGAUAAUAGAAUAUUCUUUGUACGAAGAAAAUGCACAAGUCCGACGCGAUUGCCGUUUCUAUCUGGAAAAUACGCGUUUCAAAAGCGUGCCGGAUUUAAUUCGAGAUCUUGAAUUUAAUUGACAUAUAAUAAUCUCAAAUGUUGUGCAGAAGAAAUAUAUAUGGCUGUAAUUUGCAAUCAAGAAUCAAAUUUGUAUAACGAACAUUACGAUUUUGUACUAAUCAAAGUACAGGUUCAAAGUACUUUUUAUUAUAGGUGAAGCACAUUCGACCGAAAGAAACGGAAAAAAUUAUCUUGAAAAUUAUCUUGAAAAUUAAGCAUAAUUUUUCACUAAUUUGAACUAGAAUAUAGAUAUAUAUUGUUUAUGGGAUUCGAAUAUAGAAUAUAAUAAUAAAUCUAAAAGAAAGUAUACAUAGCUACUACUAUGUAAAAUUGUUUUAUAGUUUUUUUUUUUAUCUUUUUCAUAAUUUCGAACGUAAUGGAAAAAAGAAAGAUAAAUCUAAUAAUCUUUAAUAAGAUAAAUAAUCUUUACUAUAUAUCGUUAAUUUACGUAAUAUUUUUAAUUAUCGAAUUCAUUGAAAUGCGUUCAUUGUUUUAUAAUAUCUUACCAAUACACGUUUAUAAUAACCGCACAAAUUAUACGUAUAAAAUAAUAUUUAAAAAAUUGCAAUAUAGAUGUUAAAUAGAUGUUAUUUUUAUCGUAAUUAAUUAUUUAAUUAUAAUCCAUUAUAUUGUUUCCCUUCGAACGGAAUGACUGUUAUGAUUAAUAACGCGAUGAAGGAAUUAUUUUAAGAAACUAUUAUUAGAUUUGGAAAUUGAAAUUGAAAUUAUCGAAUGAAUUAUUAUCGAUUUAUCUUAAAAUUUCAUUUAUAUUUAAUAUCAAACGUUUAAUGUUAAUAUAACUUCGUUAAUAUUAUAUUUUUUUAUCUUUUUAUAGUAUUUAUUGAUAAAAGAGUUACUUGCAUACACACAUAAAUGCACGCGCGCGCGCGCAUAACACAUUGAAUUAAGCUGACCGAUAAAUUAGAUAAAAGUUUAUAAAAAUUAGAAAAAUCAUUUAUUUUUCCAAUCAAAUAUGUUAUUCAUUCUCGCGUUAUAUGCUUGGAUAAAAUUAUAUAUGUAAAACGCGAUUAUGAAUGCGACAAAGAUUUCAUUUUUUAAUAAUGUAUUAAUUACUAUAAAAAAAUAAAAUAUUAGCAACUUUGGUAUAAUAUAAUAUAAAAGAAUAGUUUAUACAUAUAACGUAAAAUUCUAUAUAUUAGUUGUAUCUAGUUAUUUACACAUACUUAUAUACGUAUAUACGCGUAUAUAUACGCGUUAAUUUAUAGCAAAAUGAGGAUAUUUAAUAAAAGAAAAUGUUCGAGAAACUGUAAAAUAUAUAAUAAUAUUUAGCAUUUUUAAGAAAAAAAAUAUUAUGCUUUCCAAUGAUCAUUAUAUUACUUAUAUACAAUUACAUUGCAAUAAUAAAUUUAUUUAUUGAAUAUUGUACCUAUAAUAGUAGAUUAUUAUCAUGUAUCAUGUUGUAUGGUCGAAAUAAAAAAAAGAGAGAGAAAAAAAAAAAAAAAUAGCAAAUCGAUUACAAAUCGAAAAUUUUGAACUUAGGUAUAUUUCAUUAAUUUUUAACAUUUCGGAGAAGCCAAUAUUAAAUAAUGAAUCACUGUCUAUGAACAUGAUGUAACGGUUUAUCAAAUAUGUUGAGAUAUACAUAUAUUUUCUACUAUUUAAAAUGCUGUGAAUAUAGGUAUUAUUUUUUAUAUACAAUUAUGAAUAUAAUAAAAAAAGAAGAAAUAAAUUGAUAAUAUUUAAUUGAUAAACAUCAUUUUCAAUUUUUGUUUAAAUAACAAACUUAAAUAAUGAAUACAAUUAAAUAAUGAACAAACAUCAUUUAUGAAUCGAUUUAUAGAAAAUCGUUAAAAUAUGGUGUUGUAGGUACAUUUUCGAUACAUUUACGAAAUUACAUGUACAUUAUAUCUUUUCUGAAUUUUCUAAAUUUAAAAAAUUAUUAAUUUCUUAAUUUAAUUAAUUAAAAAGUAAUUGUAAUGUUUUGAAUGUAACUUGUUUUGUAUUCUUGUUUCAAUUAUGAUUGAGUUAUUUAUACAAAGAAAUUAAAUCUCACGCAAAGAAAAAUAGUAAAGCGUAUAUAAUACUUUGAUCAUUUGUAAAUAGAUCGUGGUUUCAAAAGGCAUAAAAGUAGAGAAAGUUAAAAAUGAGAAAAAGAGUUAAAAAUUUGAAAAAAAUUGCAAAUAUGAAUACUUUAGGAUUGUUAUAUCAUACAAAAUAAAUGAUUCAGGGACUGUUAUAGUUAUAUAAGUUUGAAAAAUUGUUAUUCAUAUGACGUUUCUUCAUAUGAAAAAUUCCUAAAUAUAAACAACCGUAUAUUGAAUAUAAACAUAAUAAUAUUUCCGUGUACGUCAAUAUUAUGCAUAUAUUGCAUUCAACAACGUUAUUUAACAUAAAUAUAACAUUAACAUAACAUAAAUAAUUUAACAAGUAUAAUUUAUAUUUAUAUAAUGAAAAAGAAAUUAAAAUUAAAAGAAACAACAUUCGAAUAGAUUCGAACAGAUCGGACAAUUGAUAAUAAAAUGAUUUGAUUUACAUAUACAUCAUAAUUAAAAAAAAGAAAAGUUGAUGUAAUGUUAUAUUCGAAUAUAUAGUUGGAAUAUAUAAUUUCGUAAUACAUAUUGAUAUAAUCUAAAUAAUAUACAAUACAUGUAUAUGCAUAUACCAAUAUCCAAUAUAUUCAGUCUAUGUAUUGGAUAAUCUGGAUAAUGUUCAUCAUUUUUGUUUAAUUUGUUUAAUAAGUAAUAAGAAAUAACACAUAUAUUAUAUUGUAUUCCAUUUCGUUAUCGUUAAAAUUAUAAUUAUUUAUAAAUAUGCGAGAAAAACAAGAUAUUCUUCAAAAAUAAAAAAAUAAAAAAAAACGUAAAAAUUUAUCGUUUUCUUGGAUGAUCUCGAUUGUUUCGAAACUAGAAAUUUAGAAAGAAUUCUUUAUAUCUCUCUUGAUUUUUAAUAUACGAAUAUGUUCCAAUUUACUUUCGUUGUAUUAAAAAAUUAAUCAAUAUAUCGGUUUUGAAUAUAUUAAUUUUUUGCAAAUAUUUUUAUUAUAAAAUAUUUCGUGUAUUUCUAGAAAUAAUUAUAAAUAUAGGUGGAAUUUAAAAAUGGUACAUGUAAUAAAAUAGUGGAAAUAUAUAAUCUUAUCUAUUAUAUUGUAUAAUUAUAUGUACAAUUAUAUAUUGUAUAAUUAUACGAUUUUAACGCGUUAUACAAUAUUAUGCUAAUCGCAUAAAUCUUAGCUACAUUUUUUUUCAAUUUUUAAAUAAUUUACAAUGUUACAUUAAGUUACAUUAAGUUAUAUUUAUUAUUAUAUAAUAUAUUACAUUAACGUAAUGUACGGUUUUUAUUAAAUAUAAUGCUGGAAUAUAUUGUGGCGAUAGAUACGAACGUUGUAAAUUGUACGAUGUGAAAUUAACAAAUUUUCGUAAAAAUUUUUUAUUGAAUUUUACUUUUUAAAUAAUAUUUUUAAAUAUAACUAUAUAACUUAUUGUAAAUAAUUUUGUACAUACCUUAGUUUGAUAUUCAAUGUUUUAUUAUUUAUCGUUUUACUAUUUUUUUUAAAUUCUACGAUUAUAAUAUUUUUAUCUAUGCGAUACAAUUCCCAUUUUAUUCGUUAAAUGAUUAUUAUAUAGUAAGAAAAAAAUGUAAUAGUUAAUUGUGUUUAAUCGCAAAUAUUAUAAUUUUUUUAUGGAACAAAAUAUAAAAUUAAGUAUAUAGAAUUGUAAGACAAAGGAGAAAAAGAUGAAAAAAAAGAAAAAAAGAAAAAAAAAAGAAAAAGAAGAAGAAGAAGAAAAAGAAGAAGAGAAAAAGAAAGAAAAAACAUAUGAUUUACAUUAGAAUAUUUUACAAUAUUAGAAUAUAUAUUAGUAAAGUUAAGAUCAAAUUGUUGAGAGUCGAUAAGAGCGAAACACUGCCUGUUGGCUCACCAACAACAACGUGAAAGCUCCUUCGUAACGAUGAAACGAAACAUUUAUCAUUGCCUCGAACACAAAUAACUACUCCCUAUCGAAUAGGGCAUAAAUCAUUUUUGUAUCGAAUAAGACAACGCGUAUCAAUUUUAGAUACUUGGGAUACUUAUAUAAUUAGAAAAACUAGAAAUAAAAUAUUAAACGAAGAAUUUAGAUGAAACGCAUAAAUAAUCAAAAUAAAAAUAAUUACGAAUUUUAUUCCUUAUUUUAUAUUAAAAUAAUUGUUUUAAUUGGAAUAUUUUUUGUAUAUUUUGUGUCGAUAAAUAUACAUAUAUAAAAUAAAUAAAUGUAAUUAAUUUACCAAAUUUUUAAAAAAUUUAAAUUUUUGUAUAUAAAUUUCCAAUACAUGUACAUUUAUUAAAAUUUUGAUUAGAAAAACUUUUCGAUAUACUUCAGAUUAUUUACGCUUCGUCACAAUUAACUUCAACUUUUUAUAAAAUUAAAUUAUUCGCAUCUUCUAUAUCCAUCAGAAGUAGUGUAAAGUUAAUUAUAGAAUUUUACAAUAUUCAUUGUUAAUUUGGAUAAAUUAUGUGUAUACACACACACACAUACACAAACACACACACAUACACACACUACAUACACACAAUUCUUGUAAAUAAUAUUUUUGUUCGUUAUUUGAAAUAUAAUAUAUAAUAUAAAUAUACAAAAUAUAAUAUAAUGGUGUUAGAUAAAGUUAGCGAUGUUGUAUCCUAUACGUAUACUUUAUUUCUUAAGAAUAGAAUAAAAAAAUGUAUGAAGUGAAAAAA
Molecule: messenger RNA, 10559 nt
Organism: Apis cerana (Asiatic honeybee)
Lineage: Eukaryota; Metazoa; Arthropoda; Insecta; Hymenoptera; Apidae
Product: trace amine-associated receptor 9
Biological process (GO): neuropeptide signaling pathway
Cellular component (GO): plasma membrane
Molecular function (GO): corazonin receptor activity
Source: RefSeq, a predicted model, not a curated record